AUGUCAAAUCUUAGCAGCAAUUCAUUAACACGUAAAAAGUUAAAUUCUAGCCUUGAUUCAUUACAACAAUUAAUUAAAGAUCAUGAUACUGAUUGUUUAGACAGUGCUACGCUUAUUUCAGAUCGGGAAAAUAACGAGAAUAAAGAUCAAGCUGAAGAAUGUUUGGUUACUUCAGAAAAUGAUAAUCAAAAUUUACAUACAUUUAAAUUAAAAAAGUCUGUAACUCAAGAGAAAAAAAAAGAUUUUAGACCGAAUUCUCAUCGAUGUCAGUCAGUUACUGGAUGUAAAGUUAUAAACAGCUGCUUAACAGACCAUAAACAAAUGAAUCGGUAUUCAGACAGAAGUUUUAGUCAUGAUUUAAUAUGUUCAAGAAAUCAAAACAAAUUACCAACAAAAACGUUGUACAGUGAAAGAAAGAACGGACAAAUAAAAAUACUACAGGAAAUCAUUCUGACCGGCAAAGAUUCAAUUACUUAUCUAGUUCUUCAAAACUAUCGUCAAAGUCAAAGAAGAGUAUCUUCAAAAUCAAUCAGUCGAGUUCGUAGUUCAUUGAAAGUACGCAAUAAAAGUUUAGAUAAAAAUGAAUAUAAUCAGAAUGAUAGCAUUAAUCAUCAUAUUCAUCUUGAUCAUCAUGAAAGAAGAUUGCAUAGUUCAAAUAAUCAAAGAACACAAAGAAAUCAAUCUCCAAUUGAAAAUAGAAUAAAUACUAUUAGAGAUUCAGAUUACAAUAGAUCAAUUCAUUCACCAAUUAGUUAUUUUUUAGAUUUCAAUGAUAAACCAGAUUACAAUCAACAUUGUACAAAUCUUCAUUCAGAAUAUUUUCCUAUAAAUAAACAACAUGCAGAUUCACCUACAUAUAUUAAUUCUGAGUAUGCAGAUAAUCUACCUAAACCAUUUCACUCAACAGAGCUGCAAACUGAAAACCAUUCAAAUGAAAAUGGACUACACAACAAGAGUAUUCAUUCACGUCGAAAUAAUUUACAUACUAUUCAUCCGAAUUCUUCAUUUUAUCGAAAUUCAGACUUAUAUUCUGGAUCAUUGGAUAGAUUAAGGAGACGAUGUCAUUCAAUUGAAAGGGAACUAGGUUCAAUUGAAAGAGAUAAAUAUGAACAAGGUUUAAAUAAUCCAAUAUCAGGUGAUCCAAGAGUUGAUGCUCUAACAUCAGCCAAUAGAAUAUUACGUCAAAGAUUACAUGAUAUACAAAAGUUACAAGAAAAUAGAGAACAUGCUUUGAAUAAAGCUCAUGAAAUGGUUAAUGGUUUGUUGAAUAAGCAACAAAAACAAGCCUCAAUAAUUCGUGAAAGUACACGAAACUUUGCACAAACACCGUCAACUUUAUUAACAAAUAAUCACGAUAUUGAUGACGAUCAUAAUAGAAAAAGUUAUAUAACAAAUUUAUACAAACCAGUGAUUAAAGAUGAUUCAUUCAAUUUGCCUACUUAUACACCAACUAAAUAUAGGCAUUACCAUAAUCAACAUCAUUUGCAGUGUCAUCAUGAUGUCAAUCAUAUCACUGAUCAUUAUGACCGAAAUUAUAAUCAGCAUUCACCAUAUAAUCAUUGUUCAAAUCAACGAAAACCAUUUAAUUCUAGAAAUAAUUCAACAAAUUUAUUACUCGAAAAAUUACGUUCAGAUUAUGCAGAUUUAGCAAACAGUGUUUGUCGUAUUGAAGAAAAAGCACGAGAUGCUGCCUCUUCUGUACAGUCAUUAUUAAGACAAUUUCAAAUGGGUCUUAUGGAACCGGUUAAUUUCAGUUCAAUGAAUCAAUUACCGAAUAGUGAUUCUCAUGAGUCAUUUAAUAGAGAGUCUUAUUCAAACGAGUUAUAUGAUAAAUCUGUUAUGCUUAGAUUGCAAAAAGCAAGAGAUACAUUAGAUCAAUUGAAAUCUGAUUCGUUCCGGCCAUCAAUAAACCUCCAAAGACAAGUAGACUAUACUGUACCACUAACAAUAUCAGUAACACCAACGACCAAUUCAUUAUUAUCGUCCUCAAUCCCAGUAAUGACAACAACAUCUGGUACAGUUCCGUCAAAAAUGAAUCAUUAUAAUCUACAUGAACCACAUUUAAAACAUCCUAAUGUGUAUAAUCGUCCUUAUACUAACUCAUUAAGAUCAACUUGGCAUAUUAGUUAA
This is a messenger RNA of Schistosoma mattheei, 2130 nucleotides long. NCBI's taxonomy places the organism in Eukaryota, Metazoa, Platyhelminthes, Trematoda, Strigeidida, Schistosomatidae. The record is from the annotation of a GenBank genome assembly.